This is a messenger RNA of Brassica oleracea var. oleracea, 3357 nucleotides long. RefSeq names its product transcription factor GTE10-like. Lineage: Eukaryota; Viridiplantae; Streptophyta; Magnoliopsida; Brassicales; Brassicaceae. The coding region runs from base 341 to 2908 and encodes 855 amino acids. Gene Ontology annotation, molecular function: protein binding. The transcript has 10 exons. The record is from RefSeq and is a predicted model, not a curated record.
UCUCUCUCUCUUCUCUGGUUUCUCUACUGGUUCCUUCUCUCUCCUCUUUCGUUUCCGUUGGAACCGAUACCUUGAAACUCUGGAUCGAUUUUAACCAGUAUAGGGCUUUUCUAGGGUUUCGAUUUUGGGUUUUCGCCCAAUUUGCCGCGAGGAAGGAAGGAGCUUUCGUGUAAUUCAUCAUCGGAUUGAUUUGGUGAACCUUCUCCGGAUUCGAGGGAGAACAAGAGGAGCGUUUGAUUGGUGACUGCAACUUCGUUGAUGGAAGCAUAUACCUGCAAGGUUUUUGAAGCAGGGGCAGUAAUGCUAAGUAGCUAGACUCUUUUAGUUCAUUAGCUACUACAUGAUGGGUAAAGCACAGAAGCAUUCUAGUAGGAACUCAUUGGGCUUUGUUCCUGGUUAUAUUCAAUCUGUCGACACCACCGAUAGUGAGAUAGAGGAAGCUCAUGUAAGGAAGAGGAGUCGUUAUAGUUUGAAUGAAGAUAGAUAUGGUGUUCCUAAAAAGGUUUCGUCUUUGUCAAAUAUGUCAAGCUCUGAGAGAGAGCAUUUAGUUCACAAGUUGAGGUUGGAGCUUGAACAGGUCAGAGACCUUCUUAAGAGGAUUGCAUGUAUCAGUUCAGCCACUGUUUUGUUGUCUCCAUUCAGCGAUCUUCGUAGUUGUAGUGAUGGGAGUAAGAACAAGCGUCCUCCUGUGCGCAUUGAUCACAAGGGGAGUAAGAAAGGCCCAUCUCGGCACUCUGUGCCUGCGAGAUUAGAAGUCCCGGCAAGCUCUAGAGUUGCUUCGUUGAUGAAGGAGUGUCAGACGUUGCUUGAUCGUGUAUGGUCACAUAAGUUGGGGGUUGCAUUUCGCAAUCCAGUUGAUCCUGUUCUGCUGAAUAUUCCAGACUAUUUUACUGUGGUUAAGCAUCCUAUGGAUCUUGGGACGAUACGUAGCAGACUGCGUGCAGGUGAAUACUCUAGUCCUUUGGAGUUCGCAGCAGACGUGCGUCUUACAUUCUCAAAUUCCAUGGCUUACAACCCGCCAGGAAAUCAAUACCAUAAGAUGGCUCGAGAUCUCAGCGCAUAUUUUGAGUCGAGAUGGAAAAUUAUAGAGAGGAAAUUACCUGUGGUGGAACCACCGGUCAUGUCCCUAACCAGCUCUGCUUCUCUGGAGUUUGAAGUCCCGUGUAAUGUAGCCCCGCCAAGAAAGAUUACAGCUGCAGUGAACGAGGGGAAGCUGAGGGUGGAGCCUGGGAAGUUGGUUAUGACAGAUGGUGAGAAGAAAAAACUAAGCCAAGAUUUGGAGGCGUUAGGAGAAGAGUUCCCACAGAACAUUGUUGAUCUCUUGAGAGAGCAAAGUGGCAGUGAUGACCAAUCUGGGGAAGUUGAGAUUGAGAUAGAAAUAGAUACGCUUUCUGAUGAAACCUUGUUCAUGGUUCGGAAACUCCUGGAUGAGCAUCUAAGGGAGAAAAAGAAAUCCCUGGAAAAGAGUGAACCUUGUGCGAUGGAGAUAGUUCAUGACUCUGGAUUUAGUAAUUCCCCUCUGCAGCCUAGUAAAUGUGAUUUGCUGAUUGACGAGGAUGUUGACAUAGUUGGUGGGAAUGACCCCCCUGUUUCUAGCCAUCCCCCAUUUAAGAUAGAAAAAGAUGCUGCAUGUAGAAACAGUUCGAGUAGCUCCAGUAGUGAAUCAGGCUCUUCAUCUAGUGAUUCUGAUUCUUGUAGUUCCUCUGGGAGUGAAACAGAUUCCAUUAAAGUUUCAAACCCUACGUGUACAGAGGAAAAAAAGGAACGAGGAGUUGGUAUGAAGAAAAAGGAGGAUGAUAACAAUGGUGAAAAGAAUGUUAUAAACGAAUCUUUAAACAAGUUGGGUCAAGUUGAGCUUGAUGUUGAGGGAAAGUCAACGACCAUGGAUGCAGUACAUGCCCUUCCAGCGGAGGAGACGGCUCCACCUGUGAGGCAAGAUUCCCCAGGAAAGCGUCAACGUGCUGCUCUGUUGAAGAAUCGUUUUGCUGAUACCAUAAUGAAAGCCCGAGAGAAGACCCUAACUAAGGGUGAAAACGGAGAUCCUGAAAAACUGAGGAUAGAAAGAGAGAAGUUUGAAAGACGGCUUAGGGAAGAAAACGCACGGUUACAAGCCGAGGCCAAAGCUGCUGAAGAGGCUAGGAGAAAAGCCGAAGCAGAAGCUGCAGAAAAAGCAAGGAGGGAAAGAGAGCAAGAGAGAGAAGCUGCACGACAAGCUUUACAAAAGAUGGAAAAGACUGUGGAGAUAAACGAGGGUAGGCGGUUUAUGGAAGACCUGGAGAUGCUUAGAGCUACAGGUGCCGAGGCUGAUCAGUUGCCGACUUUCAUGAAAGAGAUGAGCCCCAAUAUGUUGGGUAGUUUUAAGAUGGAAGGAAAUAGUAACCCAUUAGAACAGCUAGGUCUCUACAUGAAAAUGGAUGAGGAUGAAGAAGAUGAGCCACACUUCAGCCAAGGAGAAGUAGAUGAGCAGCCCUUUGAUAGAAAAGAAAGACUCACGCUUAGUCCUCACGUCGCAGAGAAAGAGGACCAAGUUGAUAGCGGAAAUGAAAAACCGGUAAGCGAGAAGGGACAAGAGAAUGAGAACCAAGAAGAUGAAAAGGAAGGAGAAGAACAAAUAGAGAAUGUGCCAGUUAAUCCCCACGGAGAAGAGGGUCUCGUUAAUGGAAGUGAAGGGAGAGAAGAAGUGGUAAGCGAGCAGGCACAAGAUAAUUGGAACCAAGAAGAUGAAAAACUCAUCAACCAAAAUGAAGGAAAAGAACAAUUGGAGAAUAUGCCAGAGCAAGAAAAUGGAGUUGAGGACAAGGCAGAUGAAAAAGCUGAGGUUAUGGAUGAAGAAACUCAAGUUGGGGACAUAGUAGAGGAAGAAGCUGAAGUUGUCGAUGUCGACAUGGUGAAGGUAGAAAGAAACUGAACUUGUCCACAAGAGAGAGAAAGAAACUGAAGAUGUUGUCGACAUGGGAGAGCAAGAAAAUGAAAUUGGCGACAUGGGACAAGAAACUGAAGUUCUGGAAAAAGGGAGAGCAAGAAACUGAAGCUGUCCAUAAGGGAGAGCAACAAUCUCAAAUUGCGGAAGAAGAAAUCGAUUGAGAUGUCUUUCUUUUGGGUUAUUCAAUGCACGAAAUAUGAUGUGGCGUGUAAUGGUGUAACAAGGUUUUGAAAACCGGACCGGCCGGUCGGACCGGUUCGACCGUGACUCGUUAAGUAAGCCGAGUCCGGUUCGGUUCAAAACUCGGAUUGGAUAAAAACCGGCAAACUCGGUUCAAAACCGGAAAAACCGGUGACCCGGGUCAACACUAAAACCCGGUUCUGAUACAAUUUAAAAUUUGAUUAGGGUUUUCUUAUAAACUAAUCUUUGAUUGA